AUGUCAAGCGGACUGAACCAACAAAGCUCCAACUCAAGCUACUUUCAAUCCAGCACUAUGGAUACAUUACUAUCUUCUUCCCAACCAGCCUGCUCACUUACGCAAGACAAGCCGUUCCGGUUCCUAGACCUUCCCGCAGAACUACGAUUCAUGGUCUACGAGGAGAUCGAGACCUCGACAUGCCACUAUCGACUCAGGGAUCCAACAUUCAAGCCUGAAUCUGAGGAGCAAACGACUCAAGCAUCAUACAUGACGCUUGCUGUGAAGAGCCUCCCAGUAGCCCUACUAGCUACCUGCCGUCUCAUUCAUGAAGAAGCAGCACCUUUCCUUGCCCCCAAGCUAGAGACGCUACGUGAUGAACCCUCACAUUUCAUCAUCGACUCGACAAGCCUUCACAGCUUCGUUAACAAUUAUCGCAGCAUUGGCACGAUUCUCAAGAUACAUGAGUAUGACGAAAUCACAGAGGAUUGGUACAGCCUUUGUGCUAGCAAAGAUCCUGAAACCUGGAUCCCGCGCCAUUUCGACAUAGGAUGCACUUACGAUCCGCAAUUCCAUAUCUUCUUACGCGGCUCCAAAGAACAUGCCACCAUUGUCGAGUUCUACAGAAAAUGUCUUGAGGUCCGACGACGCCGAUACACUACAAAGACAGUGAUCACCGUUCGUUAUCGUCCUGGGUCACCAGCAGAUCUCGUCGGCGACUUGAACUUCAAUACGUGGCUGGCGGAUCGGGCGAGAGAUGGCUUCGAAUUGCAACUUAGUGGAUUCGGCCCCAACGAUGUCUUGAUUGCAUUGCGGAUUCCAAUUGUAGCUUAUCUAACUGGAACACCCAGGGUGGGUAUCAAUCCGCUUUGGCAGGUCAGAGAGAUUUCGGAUGCGGAGUGGAAGACAGUGUCAGCAAGGGAUGGCAUUGUUGAUGUGAAUGGAGAGGGUGUACCACAGCCUAAUGUUUUUAGAGAGCUAAUUCUCUCAGGCAUCAUGAAGAUGUGGGCUUUAUUAGGGGUGAAGUAG
This is a messenger RNA of Alternaria novae-zelandiae, 1008 nucleotides long. RefSeq lists its product as uncharacterized. The coding region runs from base 1 to 1008 and encodes 335 amino acids. The record is from RefSeq and is a predicted model, not a curated record. The transcript has a single exon. NCBI's taxonomy places the organism in Eukaryota, Fungi, Ascomycota, Dothideomycetes, Pleosporales, Pleosporaceae.